Messenger RNA from Humulus lupulus (European hop), 1585 nucleotides. Its product is annotated as protein ECERIFERUM 26-like. The transcript is spliced from 2 exons. Bases 74 to 1399 code for a protein of 441 amino acids. Gene Ontology annotation, molecular function: acyltransferase activity, transferring groups other than amino-acyl groups. Lineage: Eukaryota; Viridiplantae; Streptophyta; Magnoliopsida; Rosales; Cannabaceae. The record is from RefSeq and is a predicted model, not a curated record.
AAAAAUCCCAAACACUCUUUCAUCUCUUCCUGCUCACAAAAAAAAAAAAAAACCCAAAAUUUUUAAGUUGACCAUGGUUUUUUCCUCUAGUGAAGAAGCAAGCUUGGUCUAUGACCACAAGCUCUCCUCAGUUGGGCCGGGCUGUGCAAUCGGGUCCAAUGAGGCCCAUGAGCUGAGUGGGCUGGACUUGGCCAUGAAGCUUCAUUAUCUGAAAGGAGUCUACUUUUUUAGUAGCCAUGCAGUUGAAGGGAUAACCAAUAUGAAGAUCAAGGAGACACUGUUCUACUUUCUGAAUGAGUAUUUUCACACGUGUGGCCGGUUCAGGAGAUCGGAGUUGGGCCGGCCGUUUCUCAAGUGCAACGAUUGUGGGGCCCGUUUCAUUGAGGCCCACUGUGAUAAGACCAUUGAUGAGUGGUUUCAGAUGGAGAACUGGGCUGCCAUGCAGAAGCUGCUGGUUUCUCAGCAAGUUAUUGGGCCUGAAAUCUCUUUCUCUCCUCCGGUUCUUUUUCAGGCAACAAAGUUCAGAUGUGGAGGAAUAUCACUGGGCCUUAGCUGGGCCCAUAUCCUGGGCGAUCCAUUUUCAGCUUCCGACUUCAUGAAUAGAUGGGCCCAAGUAGCUGGUGUUGUUCUGUCCACAGGCCCACUGAAAACGACAUCAACAACACGACCACCAAAACCAAAGCACGAAACCUCUCACAACCCGACUCCACUACCCGCCCGAAACUUACCCGAAUCCCUUAAACGGGUCGACCCGGUUGGGGACCAUUGGAUCGCAAAAAACGACACCAAAAUGGAAAUGUUUUCCUUCCACAUUUCUCCUUCCCUCACUGCUCAUUUGAAGUCGCAGAUUUCGAGCCCAAUUUUCGAGUCAGUCUCUGCCAUAGUAUGGAAAUCCAUAGCCAAAGUUAGAGAAGAAUUAGAGCCCAAAAUAGUCACAGUUUUCAAAAACAAUCCCAAGAGAACCAAAGGGGUUCUGGCCAAUAGCCAAAUCAUAAGCUCAGUUCAAGUGGAUUUUUCAGUAAUGGAGGCAGAUGCAGAGAGUUUGGCCUCAUUACUCGGUGAAAAAGCUAUCGACGAAACUACCCAGAUCGAGGAAACUGUGGAGAAAGAUCAGGGGACAUCUGAUUUUGUCGUUUACGGAGCAAAUUUAUCGUUUGUGGAUUGGCAAGAGAUGGAUUUGUAUAGCUUGGAAUUGCAAGGACAUAAGCCAGAAUUUGUGUCGUAUGAUGUUCAAGGAGUUGGGGAAAACGGUGUCGUUUUCGUGUUCCCGGGACCCAAAUGUUAUGGCGAGUCUGGAGAAGGAAGGGUGGUGAGUUUGAUUUUGCCGGAAAAAGAAGUUUGUGAGGUGAAAUUUGAGUUGAAGAAGAACGGUUUAUUGCUUGAAGAGAAUAUUGAGUGAGUAGAAGAGAAGAGUGUGUGUGAUGAAGGUGAUUAUUUACAUAAGCUAUAGCAUUAAAUAUUUAUUUAGUGCUAUGAAUGGUGUGUGUUAGUAUUGCCAAUUUGUUUUCUUUUUUCAAAUGUUUGUAAUUACAUGAAGAAUAUUAAGUGUUAUUUUUUAAUAUAUAUAUAUAUAUAUAAGUGUGUA